CAAGACCGAUGGACAAGGCCCGUGACAGAAUAGAAGCCAAAGGACAGAAGCCAUGCCACAACCCGUCUCCCGGUUCAUCAUGGUGUUCUCCUGCCUGGUGCUCUCCGUGUUCUCCACCAUCCCCGACUUUCAGAUCCUGGCCAACCAGGUGCUGCUCAUCCUGGAGGGCAUCAUGAUGGUUUUGUUCGGCCUCGAGUAUUUCGUGAGGAUCUGGGCAGCCGGGUGCUGCUGCCGCUACCGUGGCUGGCAGGGGCGCCUCCGCUUCGCCCGCAAGCCCUUCUGCAUCAUCGACAGCAUCGUGCUGGUGGCCUCCCUGGCGGUGAUCGCCGCCGGCACCCAGGGCAACAUCUUUGCCACGUCGGCGCUGCGCUCGCUGCGCUUCCUGCAGAUCCUGCGCAUGGUGCGCAUGGACCGCAGGGGCGGCACCUGGAAGCUGCUGGGCUCCGUGGUCUACGCGCACAGCAAGGAGCUCAUCACAGCCUGGUACAUCGGCUUCCUGGCGCUCGUCUUCUCCUCCUUCCUGGUCUACCUGGCCGAGAAGGAUGACAACAAAGACCAGUUCGCCACCUACGCCGACGCGCUGUGGUGGGGCACGAUCACGCUCACCACCAUCGGCUAUGGAGACAAGUACCCCAAGACGUGGCCAGGGAAGCUGCUCGCGUCUGGCUUCGCACUGCUGGGCAUCUCCUUCUUCUCUCUGCCGGCGGGCAUUCUGGGCUCAGGAUUUGCCCUCAAGGUGCAGGAACAGCACCGGCAGAAGCACUUUGAGAAGCGGCGCAACCCGGCAGCCAGUCUCAUCCAGGCAGCCUGGCGCUUUUACUCGACUGACCCCAGCCACCCGUACCUGGUCUCCACGUGGAGAAUUUACCAAUGCGUUCCCACCCUCAGGAAGGAACAAGGAGACAUGCAUUGCAGCCAGAAGCUGAGUCUGCGCGAGCGAGUUCGUCUCUCCAGUCCCCGCGGGGCCGCGGCCGCCACCACCGCCGGCGGCGGCGGCUACGGCAUCGGCGGCAGCGUCGGCGCGGCGACGGGCGGGUGCAUGGCGGCGGGGGGAGGGGCCCAGGGCCCCCCCCGUGGGGGCGCGGGGGGCCGGGCCCCCCUGGGCGCGGAUCGGCGCUCCCCCAGCACGGACACGGCAGGGCCCGGCAGCCCAGCCAAGGUCACCAAGAGCUGGAGCUUCAACGACCGCACGCGCUUCCGGCCCUCGCUGCGGCUCCGCGCCGCACAGUCUCGCCAGUGCUCCGAGGAGAGUACGGACGAGGUGUUUGACGACCGGAGGUGCCACUGUGAGAUGGCGGUGGAGGAGCUCACGCCUGCACUGCGCAUUGCCAUCCGCGGGGUGCGGAUCAUGAAGUUCCACGUGGCCAAGAGGAAGUUCAAGGAAACGCUGCGACCAUACGACGUGAAGGACGUCAUCGAGCAGUACUCGGCGGGCCACCUGGACAUGCUGAGCCGCAUCAAAAGCCUGCAGGCCCGGGUGGAUCAGAUCGUGGGCAAGGUCCAGCCGGCGUUGAGCACUGAGAGAAUACGAUCGCGGGAAAAGGUGUCCCAAGAGUCUGACAUCCGGGAAGACCAGAGCAUGAUGGGUCGGGUCAUCAAGGUGGAGAAGCAGGUGCAGUCCAUCGAGAAGAAGCUCGACUUCCUCAUCGACUUCUACCGCCAGUCGCUGGGCCAGGGGGGCGGCUGCUCGGCCGCCACGCCGGACUCGCACGGCAGCCCCGUGGACGGCGCGUCGCUGGCCUCGGCACCGCCAUCAACGCCGCGCGGCCGCCUCAGUGUCUCCAGGUCGUUGGCAACGCCGUGCUCCACGUCGGACGGCCUGCUCUCGCCGCUGCACGCCGAUACCGACGCGGAGUCCUCGCCGCCCCGCACGGGUGACACGGGCGGGACGGGCGGCUCAGGCCACUCGGCCGGCACCUGCAACGUGGCUGUCGAGGCCGCCGGUCACCGCGAUGGCGGCGCCACCAGAGCCGCCGCGGCUGCGGCCGCCUCGGCCUUCCUCUUCCCCUCCGCCCUGGCGUAUGCACCCCUCGAUGGCGUCCAGUACCCUCGGCGGUCCAUUGCCUCCUCUCCAGACGACCUGGACUCGCCGUUCGGGCCUCAGCCUCAUCAUCAACUUCACCAGCAGCAGCACCAGCAGAAGUCUCGGACGUCCGAGCGGCCCCACGGCGUGGCUGGGACAAGCGCCGCCGUAGCCGCUAUGGCCCCUGGCGUGGCCCCCGGCGUGACCCCGCCACAGCCGUCAGCGCUGGAGGAGGGAAUGGCGCCGUGCACGUGGGAGCUGCCAUGGCGAGCUCCGUGCACCCGCCCGGCCCUCGCCCGCAACUCCUCCUCCUCCUCUUCGCUGUCGUGCGGCCGCGAGGAGCAGGGCUCGCUCGACACGGUGGACGAGACGGACGAGGGGCGGCACCCCUCCCCAAAACCGCCCCCCCAGCCGCUCCCGCCACCGGGGGGGUUGGUGGUGGGGGUGCUGGAGGAGGCGGAGGUGUAGGGCGGAUGAAUAAGAGGAGAUGGAAGAGAGGCGGUGGUGACGAAGGGUAGGGGUGGUUGCGGGGCGGUUAUGUUGGAGGAAGCGGAGGAGAUGGGGAUCGUGGAGGUGAUGAAUCACGAACCGUGGAUGCACGGUGUGGUGGGUGGAGACUGCUGCUGCUGCUCCCAGGGCCCGCGUGGGGUGGAGGAGCCGUUGGCUUCGUUCCCCAUGGCCCCAAGCUCUCAGGUGCUCACGAGAGAUGGUGGCGUCGCCACGCGGCACGAUGCUCGUGUUUUCUUUGUGUUUCCGUUCGUUUAUCCGACGUGUGCGUCUCCCACCUACGAUGAGCGCCGAGUGGAACCUAUUUAACUUGCCAGCCCCCGAGCCAGUAGUGUAAAUUCCACAUUUCUCUAACGGGGGCUGGUCUAUCCACAGGACAACCACCAUUGACUUUCUACAAAGCGUUACCCGUUUUCCCAGACGUCGAGGGAUGAUUGGCCGAGUUGACUUGUGUCCGGAAACUUGUGGGUGGAUCCCUGUGACCGUGGUCCGGAUGAGCUCGCUGCCUACCCCACGGCGCGCCGGGGCCUCUGGGAAACGCGUUAUGUGUUGUUGUCGUCGUUUGGCUUUCCUGAGCCAUGGUGCCACUAGUUCUCGCCCGAGCGUUGCCUCCAUUUGAGUACUAAUGCCAACCCCGCCAGGAAGCCAUUCAAGAAGCCUUCCCUGCUGUCGAGAGGAAGUGAGUGAGGUGGUGGCCAGGUCGCUCGAAAGUCAGAGCGCUGAGCCGGCACCGCUCAGAGCCUGGGUUCCAUUCCAAGUCUCAGCCACUGCCGUGGUUGCACCGGGGGGGGGGGAGGUUCUCGGUGCAGCGAGUCGAUGGCCUCGGCCCGGGUUCGCGAGCUGCUCGGCAGUUUGCAGCGAUGCAUUUCAUCGCGCACACAACGCCGACCACGGUCGUCACGAGCAUGAGAGUGCACGCAGCGUCGCUUGCUCGUCCAAGCGACAGUCUCGCUCGUGGACAAAACGGUUGCUGGCGAUGAUUUGAGUCGCGAUUUUUUUCGAACGCCGCGAUUUUGGUGGCACAGCAAACUGAUCGGAGUCGGCUCAGGUUUCUAUAGAACCAACGGGCGCGACGUUUAGUCGCUAUCCUCGUGACUCGCCGGUGUCGAGUGCGUGGCAGCGUGCACACCGUGAGCCCAUCGCAAGCGCAGCGGGAGGUCCCCGCGUGCCUAACUGCCCACUGGUUUGUUAACCACUUCAUUUCUUUUUUGCAGAGCUUGACAAUGGAAAGAUGAGAAUCAUCAUGCCUCCAAUACUUUUACUGCCAUCGAUUUACUUGGAUUUUCUGGGAGGCAGAUAUACAAGUCACAUCAGCUGCCAUGCCGUGCCAAAUCUAUAGCCUUCGGCAUUUUUGAUUGAAGAGCCGAUGGACUUUCUGACAUAAGAACUUGACUGAUGGUGAUUAAAUUCCACCCUCAACAUGCAUUUAUAUCACACCCGUAACAUGACGAGCAUCUUCAUGAUGCAGGUGUUUUAGUCUAGGGACCCACCCCCCCCCCCCCCCCCCAAUGACAGCUGUCCCUGUGCGGCACGAGCCAUAACCGUCACAUGCCAAUUCGCCCAUGGACACGGGGGGGGUCCUCGGCGGGGCCGUGGGAAGCGCCCUAAAACUAUAAACUACCAAACUACUUUUUAUUCGACCAAGUAAGGCCCCACCAGAGUGACGUAGCUUUUUUAUCAAAAGCGACCUGGCUGUCAAACGAUAGCGUAGCGAAGUGGCUCGUCGCCCUGUGGUAAUUAAUAGCGUGGAGCUGUUGCGGCUGGAGUUCUUUCUUGCUAAACACCACGCGCUGCACCCUGAGACACUUUGCUAAUUCCUGUCUGUCACCUGAUGAAGCUGGUUGUAAUUGCCCGAAUUGUAGAUGCUGUGGGUUUCACUCUCCAACGCACCGGUGUACUGAACUAGUAACGAAUUGGCGUGUUUUGUUUACGUGGUGGUGGGUUUAACGAAACAUUUAUAUUUACGUGAUCCAACCCAAAAAAAACCUUUAAUGGAUAACAUUGGUCGCGAAAGCCUACCACAUGUGCAACCCUUAAUUACACUGAUGGUUGACGGUGGUGCUUGGGGUGAGAAUGGUUGGGAGCCUCGUUGGUCACGGACCAUUUUCCGAGAUGUUGAGAAAUCUGCGAUCGUAAGCGAAGUGAUGAACGGUUCGUAAUGACACGUGGGGACAACUGCGCAUGCUCCCGGGGCCACCGCGGCCCAGUGGCCCCCACCGACUCUUACGUGUGCUUGUCGGAAGCAUCUUGAGAGGUGGAAGACGUUACAAAAAGUCACUUUUGAUGUGGCGUCACGGUGGCUAGGAGAUGUUAACUACCUCGCCUGGUAUACAGAAGCUCGUGGGUUCGAUCCCGACCCUAACGCCUGCUGUAUAUUUGGAGUUUACAUGUCCCUCUCCCCGUGAUCGCGUGGAUUUUUCUCCAGGUCCCCUGGUUUUUCCCUACACAUUUAGAAUAAAAAUCACGCAUUUAGAGUAUUUGGCUCCUAUGAAUGUCCACGUGAUAAGCCACUUCGUUGCGCCAUCAUUUGUGAUAGCCAGGUCGUUUCUAAAAAAGAGCUACAUGAUUCAGUGGGCCUUUACCUGGUAAAAUUUAAAUCGUUUUUGGUUUAUGUCCGACGUUUCGCUCCACGUGCUGGGGCUACCACAAGUUGCUGCAUCGUUUCGUCGGAGAACUUGAAUGUGUUUCAGAAGAACCUCCCCAAGUACAUGAAGCGAAGCGAAUCGACGUACGGAGGCGAGAAAGCCGUAUUACCUACGCGCCGUGUCUAUGCGGCCCCACGUAGAAAGAUAGCCUGUGAAUGACCACCAACCAGUGAACGUGGGUGACAAAUAACUACUGUGAGACUGCUGCGUGAACCCAAAGUCAUGGCUACUUUGUCAUGGCUACUUUGCAUUUUUUCUGCAAUGCCUACUCACUUUCCUUUUUAUUUGCCUGCUUGGAUUUUUCUCAGCGUGGAGGCAAGAGGGAAGGUUGGUUGGAGGCCGUCGUCCUGAGAGCCCCUUGGGAAACACUCCUACUGCAUUCUCCGGAGUGUGAGACGCUCUGGAGAGUGAGACGCAGUCCCCGAACUUUUGCGUUGAAAUACAGGGGAGCGAAAGUGAUACUUUCACUACAGAGAAUAUGGUAAUGGUUGAGAUGUGCACUUAUAUUUGAUUUGUUACACGGAUGACGAUCCCGUUUCGCCAACUGCCCAGCUUUUUUUUACACGGAAAGAGAUCCGUGGUGCUGCGUGAGCACAGAUAACAACAACAAUAGCAACAACAAAACCGUCAACAUUGCAGAGAACGAGUACAGGGUCCUUGAGGCGGAUUACUCUACUCAAGAUGCUCCACUCAAUAUACUCUACUCAAGAUACUUUACUCAAGAUGCACUACUCAAGAUGCUGUACUCAAGAUGCUCUACUCAAUAUACUCUACUCAAGAUGCUCUACUCAAGAUGCUCUACUCAAGAUGCACUACACAAGAUGCUCUACACAAGAUACUCUACUCAAGAUGCUCUACUCAAUAUACUCUACUCAAGAUGCUCUACUCAAGAUGCACUACUCAAGAUGCUCUACACAAGAUGCUCUACUCAAGAUGCUCUACUCAAGAUGCUCUACUCAAGAUGCUCUACACAAGAUGCUCUACUCAAGAUGCUCUACUCAAGAGGCUAUACUCAAGAUACUCUACUCAGGACCGAGCGAUGUUUUGUCUGCGCGACAACGAAACAAACAGUGAAUCGAUGUCUGUGUGAGUCAACACCGCUCCUACAACAAAAACAGCAACAGCGUGCGUGUGGGCCGUGUGCAUGUCAGUGCGCGCGCGUGUCUGUGUGUGUGUGUGUUUAGGGGAGUGGCAGUGUAGUGGUUAGCGCGCUGCGCUAUGAUCCCAGCGACCCGGGUUCGAUUCCCGCUCACGGCCAACACCAGUGACGAUUAUUUGAACCGGUCCUGGGCCUCCCCGAGGUCGACACAGCCUCAAAUGAGUACCCGGUGCGAUGUGUAAACAUCGCCACUGGGGAGACAAAGGCGGUCGGGCGUGGCGCUUGCCACCCACCCCCUCGUGUACCAUUCCGAUCCUCAUAGGUGCUUGCUAACAGUACUUGCCCCUACAGUCUGUUAGGCUAUACGGGGGAUAUUUGUCUUUGUUUAGGCCGGUCUGCAUACGAUCUAUCCUGGAUUUAACCAGGCUGGAUUGUGUGAGGAGCUCAGAAAUCCUUGAAAGAUCUGGACAAAGUCCCAUCGGUGAGUUUCUCUGGCAGGCAAGGCUGCGUUGCCUGCGGCAUGUAGCCCGCAUGCCCAGCCACCGCAUACCUAAACAGAUUAUGUUUGGCCAGAUAGCGGGGGCUAAACAGGCACGACACGGGCUAGAGAAGAGAUGAAGUGAUGUACAAGAGGAUGUGAAGCUGCGUGGAUUUGCCGAUGACUGGUACCAGCGGUGUCAAGAUCGGCCUCUGUGGAGGAGGCUCGUGAAGGACGCUACUGGGCAGUUGGAGGCAGUCGUCCUCCAGCAACAACGGAGGGCAGAGGAGCGACGCUCACAACAACGAGCGGAGCGCCGGGUGGAUAAAAUACGGCAAGUUGGUAAAGUCGUGGGGUACAGCUGGUGUGACCUACCAGUCAUCCCAGUCAGCCAACCCACGGCACCUGCUGGGUCCGUCCCGAGACCUUCCUGUCAGCGAACCUUCGACACUUCACGUGGCCUCAAAGUGCACCUGGCCUGGCACAGGCGCCAUGGUGACCUCACCGUUACGUAGUGGCGAGUGGCGGGUGUUGGUAUUGGUACGCGAAUUGCGUACCAAUACCAACACCCGCGACGCUCUGCGCCACAAGCCCAGCGAGCCGCCUCGGCAGAGCAGGCGGGCGGGGGGGGUCCCAAUUCCUGGCCACGGUUUGCAAAUGCUGCGAGCCUCCCGUUGGUCCGGUCAGCCUUAAGCGUGCGUGCGGUGAAGCGUUCUCUCUCUCGAGCAGACGCCCGUGUCGGGAAGACAAAACGUGGGGAGCAUUUGCCGCUCGCUCACUCGCGCCGUUCCGGUGCUCUGGUGGUCGUUAACAGUGCCCCCAAUCACCAAGAGUCGCGGCAGGCCAACGGAAGGAACCUGCGUGUGUGCGUGCGCGUGCAUGUGUGGAGCGACGCUCACAACAACGAGCGGAGCGCCGGGUGGAUAAAGCACAGCAAAUUGGCACUGUAGGGGGCACAGGUGGUGCAUCGGCCAGUCAUCUCAGUCGACCUGUGGCACCUAGGUCUGCCCCGUGACCUGCCAGCGGGCGUUCAACACUUCACGUGGCCUCAAGGUGCACAUGGCCUGGCACAAGCGCCGUGGUGACGUCACCGACACUUAGUGGCGAAUGGCGGUUGUGUGUGCGUGUGUGUGCGCGUCUCUCGUGCGAGCGGCGUGAUUUGCGUUAUCUUGAACCCGCUGGCUGUAACCUGUUCAUGCCAACCGUGCAUGAUGUGAUGCAUGUUCGCUAAA
Lethenteron reissneri (Far Eastern brook lamprey) is the source of this 7984-nucleotide messenger RNA. Its product is annotated as potassium voltage-gated channel subfamily KQT member 4-like. NCBI's taxonomy places the organism in Eukaryota, Metazoa, Chordata, Hyperoartia, Petromyzontiformes, Petromyzontidae. The record is from RefSeq and is a predicted model, not a curated record. Gene Ontology annotation, biological process: potassium ion transmembrane transport. Gene Ontology annotation, cellular component: membrane; voltage-gated potassium channel complex. Gene Ontology annotation, molecular function: voltage-gated potassium channel activity.